Messenger RNA from Zea mays, 1117 nucleotides. Its product is annotated as APx1 - Cytosolic Ascorbate Peroxidase. The record is from RefSeq and is marked validated. Gene Ontology annotation, cellular component: chloroplast. The transcript is spliced from 9 exons. Gene Ontology annotation, molecular function: heme binding; peroxidase activity. The coding region runs from base 154 to 906 and encodes 250 amino acids. Gene Ontology annotation, biological process: hydrogen peroxide catabolic process; response to reactive oxygen species; cellular response to oxidative stress. Lineage: Eukaryota; Viridiplantae; Streptophyta; Magnoliopsida; Poales; Poaceae.
GUCCUUGCAACCCUCCGCCCUUUCGGUUGUCGCAAUAUAAACUUGCCGGGGAGCGUGGCGACCAUUUGCCCCCAGCAGAUCUUGUGACCCUCCCUCAGCCGCGUCGCGUCGCAUCCUACGAUCCAAAGCUCUCUCUGGUCGCAGGUCGCAGCCAUGGCGAAGAACUACCCGACCGUGAGCGCCGAGUACAGCGAGGCUGUGGACAAGGCCAGGCGCAAGCUCCGAGCCCUCAUCGCCGAGAAGAGCUGCGCCCCGCUCAUGCUCCGCCUCGCGUGGCACUCCGCGGGGACGUUCGACGUGUCGUCGAGGACCGGCGGUCCAUUCGGCACGAUGAAGCAUCAGUCGGAAUUGGCUCACGGCGCUAACGCGGGGCUGGACAUCGCGGUGCGGCUGCUCGAGCCCAUCAAGGAGGAGUUCCCAAUCCUCUCUUACGCCGAUUUCUACCAGCUCGCGGGAGUUGUGGCCGUGGAGGUCACCGGUGGGCCUGAGAUUCCCUUCCACCCCGGUAGGGAGGACAAGCCUCAGCCCCCACCUGAGGGCCGCCUUCCUGAUGCCACUAAGGGUUCUGACCACCUGAGGCAAGUUUUUGGCAAGCAGAUGGGCUUGAGCGAUCAGGACAUUGUUGCCCUCUCUGGUGGCCACACCUUGGGAAGGUGCCACAAAGAGCGGUCUGGUUUCGAGGGGGCCUGGACUACAAACCCUUUGGUCUUUGACAACUCUUACUUCAAGGAACUUCUGAGUGGUGAUAAGGAGGGCCUUCUUCAGCUCCCAAGUGACAAAGCCCUGCUGAGUGACCCUGUCUUCCGCCCUCUUGUCGAGAAAUAUGCUGCGGAUGAGAAGGCUUUCUUUGAUGACUACAAAGAGGCCCACCUCAAGCUCUCCGAACUGGGGUUUGCUGAUGCUUAAAUAGACCCUAUCCUGGAGUGAUACAUUCUGCUGCAUGUGGUCUUUUGCAUCUGGAGUCAAUGUGAACAAGCAGAUUGUCGUAUUGUCUUUCUCGUAAUAAAUUUGUCAAUGUUGAGCCCUUAGGCUUGAAUUGUGGGACCCUUUGUUCGUUUUCCUAGACUCUGAUGCUGUAUGCAACUGAAACGAGUAAAUCUAUGAUCUUAAGGCUGCA